Messenger RNA from Culex pipiens pallens (northern house mosquito), 1782 nucleotides. RefSeq names its product E3 ubiquitin-protein ligase parkin (gene park). Gene Ontology annotation, cellular component: Golgi apparatus; cytoplasm; cytosol. The record is from RefSeq and is a predicted model, not a curated record. The coding region runs from base 168 to 1670 and encodes 500 amino acids. Gene Ontology annotation, biological process: autophagy of mitochondrion; regulation of mitochondrion organization; regulation of apoptotic process. The transcript has 4 exons. Lineage: Eukaryota; Metazoa; Arthropoda; Insecta; Diptera; Culicidae. Gene Ontology annotation, molecular function: ubiquitin protein ligase activity; zinc ion binding; ubiquitin conjugating enzyme binding.
UUGGUUUUUGCAUCGCUCAGCUGGUGCGUAGUCGAAGAAGUGCUGCUGAUUUAUUUUGAUAGUGCCAUUUUUGGAAGAAGAAACCUCCGACGCGUAGUUAUGCUCCCGUGUUCCGUGGCCGUCCGCCGGUUCCACUAACGUUACAGCAUCCUUCCCCACGUCGAGCCAUGUUCGAUAUCGUCAACUUCCUGAAGAAUCUACUGUACAACAUGUUGGCGAUAUUCAGCUUCAGCCGGAAGAAGCUCUCGAACAAGCUGAGCAUCUACGUCAAGUCCAACACCGGAAGCACGCUCUCGGUGGACCUGGAACCGCACAUGGACAUCAAGGACGUGAAGGAGAUCGUCGCACCGCAGCUGGGUUUGGCCCCGGACGAGCUGAAGAUUAUCUUCGCCGGCAAAGAACUCUCGGACACGAUCACAAUUAGCGAAUGUGACCUCGGCCAGCAAUCGAUUAUUCACGCGGUCAAGGCCAGGCCGACAAUUCCUUCUUCUCCAUCGAAAAACUUUCAAGCGAACGGCAAACGCCGCCUGAACAGUAUCAUUUCCGAAGAAUCCCCGGAAGAACCGUAUCCAGCCGGUUCGUCGAAGCCCCUCUGCGAAACCAUGUCCGACCUGGAACUGACCGAGGUAAACGAGCGGACGCCCGGAACAAAUUCCAUUUCUAACGAACCUCCGGCGGAACGUCGCAAAGCGAACUUCUUCGUGUACUGCUCGCAGUGCGAAAAGGUUUGCACCGGGAAGUUGCGCGUUCGGUGUGGCAUCUGCCGGAGCGGUGCCUUCACCGUGCACCGCGAUCCGGAAAGCUGGGACGAUGUGCUCAAGAAGAAGCGCAUCACGGGACACUGCGAAAACUAUGAGGUGCCUUGUGUGGAAAAUGAAGCCGGCGAUCCGCCGUUUACGGAGUUUUACUUCAAAUGUGCGGAGCAUUCGUCCAGGGGAGAAACGGACUUUGCGGCUCCGUUGAAUCUGAUCAAAACGAACCACAAAGAUAUUCCGUGCAUUGCGUGCACGGACACGAGCGACACCGUCCUCGUUUUCCCGUGCGCGGCCGGCCACGUGUCCUGCCUGGACUGCUUCCGCCAGUACUGCGUGUCGCGGCUGCUCGAGCGCCAGUUCCUGGAGCACCCGACCCAGGGCGGCUACACGCUGCGCUGUCCGGUGGGCUGCGACGCGUCCUACAUCGAAGAUGUACACCACUUUAAGCUACUGUCGAAGGAACAGUACGACCGGUACCAGCGAUUCGCGACGGAAGAGUACGUGCUGCGGAACGGUGGCGUACUGUGUCCCCAGCCGGGUUGCGGAAUGGGGUUGCUGGUGGACGCAGACUGUCGCCGGGUGCAGUGCCAGAACGGGUGCGGGUUUGUUUUUUGUAGAAGCUGCUUGCAGGGUUACCACAUCGGGGAGUGUCUGGAGACGCCCACGGCGAGCUUGGGGACGGCGUCGGGGUAUUCUAUCGAUCCGCUGCGAGCUUCGGAGGCCCGCUGGGACGAGGCGUCCAAGAUUGCCAUCAAAGUGACGACGAAGCCGUGUCCGCAGUGCCGCACUGCGACGGAACGGGACGGCGGCUGUAUGCACAUGGUGUGCACCCGGUCCGGCUGCGGGUACGAGUGGUGCUGGGUGUGCCAGACGCCGUGGACUCGCGACUGCAUGGCGGCCCAUUGGUUCGGAUGAGCGGAAAAGAUAUUGUUUAUUUUGUCUAUUUAUUUUGCACAACUUUAUUGAGAUUAGUCGAAAUUGCAAGUGAUAUACGAUUUAUUUUAUGAAAUAUAAAUAUUUUCCAUCA